Messenger RNA from Xenopus laevis (African clawed frog), 4094 nucleotides. It is a transcript of the gene capn15.S, whose product is annotated as calpain 15 S homeolog. Gene Ontology annotation, molecular function: cysteine-type peptidase activity; hydrolase activity; calcium-dependent cysteine-type endopeptidase activity. Gene Ontology annotation, biological process: proteolysis. Gene Ontology annotation, cellular component: cytoplasm. The transcript has 12 exons. The coding region runs from base 613 to 3765 and encodes 1050 amino acids. The record is from RefSeq and is a predicted model, not a curated record. Lineage: Eukaryota; Metazoa; Chordata; Amphibia; Anura; Pipidae.
ACACUGAACAAUUCCUUUAACACCCAUGGUGUAUUAACUUGACUUGUCUUGCCUUAUUGUAAACUGUGCCUUUAGGGUUUCGGCAUCAUUUCCAGAGAAUGAAAAGCAGGAACCCGAGAGACUGGUGUGUUGUGUGUGUGAUCCCGGGCGUUGAGGUUGCUGAGCAAUGUCAGGGUACAGCUGACUGGGGAUGAAUGUGGUGAGAGCAGUUGUGAUUGCCCUUCCGUUAGAGUGUGGCGAGAAGCCUUCCUCACCAGGUAAAUCCAUGUCCCUCGGCAGUGCUACUUGGGAUUUCAGCGUGUGCAAUAAACGUCUCUUUUUCUCCCUUUAUUUUUCAUUUAAGCACUCUCUCCCCUUUGCACUCUCGCCUACCUCAGUAUCUGUCUCAUUGUCCGGUCCAUUCCUUUUCUCCCCCCCACCCUCCUAAUUUCAGCCCCUCCUCUAUUCCAAUCCCUCCUUCAUCUCCUCUCCCCUUAUCAGUUCUGUUCUGUUUAGUUUCCUAGCAUCUUAUUCUCUCUCUCUUUCUCUGUCUCAUGUCCUCUGCUUUCUCUGGGCACUGCCAGCUUGGCUGCCCCCGGAUCUAGCCCGGGAUAAGUUGAGAGAUUGGCACGUAUGGGGAGUUCAGCGUCCUCCCUUGCGGCGGAGCGUGAGACAAGCCAUGGUUUCAGUGGCACUGUGUUGCCCGGGCUCAGAGUGCUGGGAUGGCACAGAAGUGGGGCCCCUGAAUCUAUAUGGCAGGGAGCAGUCAUCCCUUGGUACAGGACUCUCAGGCUUCCAGACCCCAUGGCUGCCUCCUUCCCCUACAAAGAGUGGUCAUGUUGCCGUUGCACUUUCCUGAAUCCUGUUGGGCAGCAGCAUUGCUCCAUCUGUGAAGCUCCACGCCAGAAGCCCGAUCUCAACCACAUCUUGCGGCUCAGCUCUGAGCAGCGUUGGUCCUGCAGCCGCUGCACCUUUUCCAACUUAACACCCACCAGUCCUUCAUCUCCUCCAAGUAACUGUAAACUCUGUGGUUUCCUGACCCCAUCAUCAGUUCCUAAUGGACUCCCUGGGAUACCCCAAGCUGAAACUGGAUCUUCAGAGCAGGAGCCAGAGCCGAGUGAUGAAACUGCUUCUAUUCUCUCCUCUGCUGGGGAUUCUGGUUGGAGUUGCCCUCGGUGCACCUUGCGCAACACCCCAGUGUCUAGUUCUUGCUCUGCGUGUGGGGGACCACGUAAACUUUCCUUGCCCAAAAUUCCUCCAGAGGCUCUAGUUGUCCCAGAGAUUGUCCCUCCUGCUGCUGCUUUCCAGGGCUCUGAAGAUUCAGGCACUGCUCCUCUCCGUGAGCAAGACUCUUCCCGUCCUCUCCCUUCACUGCCUCUUUCCCCUGGCCCACAUAAUGCCCCUGUUCCUAGAAGCAGGAGAGAGGUGGCACCCGAUAACCCACUCUCACCUUCUACUUCUGCUCCCGUUCGCCUUCCUAAACGCCUGAGUGUUUUAGAAGAGGAGAUGCCCACGGCUGAACAGGCACCCACUCCUACAGAACCUUACAGCCCAGAUUCUAGAUGGACAUGCGGAAAAUGCACUCUGCUUAACCUACUAACUGCCAGCCGAUGCCGGGCCUGUGGGGCAGUGCGGGGAAAUGAAGGUGAACUUGGCAUGGGUGGGAUGGAUGUUCUCCUUUCACCCUCUAGCACAGGACUAUUGCCAGUUUUAGCACCCCGUAAGACUCAGUGGGCCUGCCCUGCCUGCACCCUACUGAAUGAUAACGGAGUCACGCACUGCGCUGCCUGUCACACCCCCCAGCGAUAUGUAACGCAGCACCAUAUGAAAACGCGGGUGCUGCGGCGGAGGGAGAGUGUCCGAGCAGAGAUACGGAGACAGACUGAUGAAGGAGAAGCUAAGGAGCUCUGGGAGAACAUUGUCAGCUUCUGCCGUGAUUUCUCCUCUUACCUGUCCCCAUCCCAGAACAAAGUAAAUUUUGUGGAUGACAGCUUCCCCCCCGGCCCUCGCUCUGUAGGCUUCCCGGAAUCAGACAGCGUCCAGCAGCGGGUCAAGCAGUGGCUGCGACCGCAAGAGAUCAACUGCAGUUCCUUCAAAGAGCGCACCGUCAAGUGGACUGUGUUUCGCACCCCUCGACCGUCCGACAUCCUGCAAGGGCUUCUGGGAAACUGCUGGUUUCUGAGUGCCCUGGCGGUCCUGGCAGAGAGACCAGAGCUGGUGGAGCGGGUAAUGAUCACACGGACAAUCUGCCCUGAGGGGGCCUAUCAAGUGCGGCUGUGCAAAGACGGAACAUGGACCACAGUGCUGGUGGAUGAUAUGCUUCCCUGUGAUGAGGCUGGAUAUCUGCUCUUCUCCCAGGCUCAGAGAAAGCAGCUGUGGGUGGCUCUCAUUGAGAAGGCUCUGGCAAAGCUCCAUGGCUCCUACUUUGCUCUCCAGGCUGGCCGUGCCAUAGAGGGACUGGCCACGCUGACCGGAGCUCCCUGUGAGAGCCUCAUGCUGCAAGUCAGUUCCACGAAUCCACGGGAGGAAACUGUAGACACUGAUUUGAUUUGGGCCAAAAUGCUGAGCUCUAAAGAGGCAGGGUUCCUAAUGGGAGCGUCCUGUGGAGGAGGGAACAUGAAAGUGGAUGAUAUCGCUUAUGAAAAUGUGGGGCUCAGACCUCGGCAUGCCUACUCCAUACUAGAUGUUCGAGAUGUUCAAGGAUUCCGGCUUCUCCGGUUACGCAACCCGUGGGGGCGCUUCUCCUGGAAUGGAAGUUGGUCAGACGAGUGGUCUCAGUGGCCGGCAUCACUAAAGCAUGACCUGAUGCCCCAUGGAAGCAGCGAGGGAGUCUUCUGGAUGGAGUACAAUGACUUUAUUCGGUAUUUUGACUCGGUGGACAUUUGUAAGAUUCACACGGACUGGCAUGAAGUAAGAGUCCAGGGUACCUUUCCCAACAAGGCCUCUGUUCCGAUCACAAUCACUUCUCUCACAGUACUGGAGCGCGCAGCCAUGGAGUUCUCUCUUUUUCAGGAAGGCAGCAGACGUUCUGACUCUGUGGAUAGUCACCUUCUGGACCUCUGCAUCAUGGUUUUUCGGGCAUCGCAUGGCGGGGCAGGAAAAGUGAUGUUGGGCCGACUCAUGGCGCACAGCAAAAGGGCAGUGAAGAAGUUUGUAGGAUGUGAUGUUAUGCUGGAGCCAGGGGAGUAUGCAGUUGUGUGCUGUGCCUUCAACCACUGGCAGACUCUCAUGGCAGCAGGUUCCUCCCCAGCUCAGGCCUCCAGCCCCACAGGUAGCAGUAACAACCGUCGUGCAACCUCAGACCCUCUAGGAUACAUUCUGGCUAUCUACAGUUCCCGGCUUGUUAUGGUGGAACAGAUGGAAGCGCAGCCAACAACGCUCGCUGAUGCCAUUAUCCUGCUGACCGAAGAUAAGGGUGAAAGGCACGAGGGUCGUGAAGGGAUGACCUGCUACUACCUGACGCACGGAUGGGCUGGACUAAUCGUUGUGGUGGAGAAUCGACACCCUAAAUCCUAUCUGCACAUCCAGUGUGACUGCACAGACAGCUUCAAUGUUGUGUCCACACGAAGCUGCCUCAAAACCAGCGACAGUGUCCCACCGCUGCACAGGCAAGUGCUGGUCAUCUUGUCUCAGCUGGAAGGGAAUGCAGGCUUCUCCAUCACACACCGGCUGGCUCACCGCAAGGCCAAUCAGGCAUUUCUCAAUGACUGGAUGUCCAGCAAAGGCACCCACAGCCCCCCGCUGUCUCCUGAGGUGUCUGGCCUUCAUGGCCCCCGUCCUCUCUGACACCCAGCCGGGGUGCUUAGGUGCUCCGUACAGGGUCAGCUGGAGCACUUUUACAGACUUAAACCCUUCCCAAAUGAUGACACUUGAAAUCUACUCAGGACUCUCUUCCUGUGUAUACAGGACCCUGUCAUUUCCCCCCAAUCCUGUUGAUGCACACUCUAAACUUGCUGUACCACAACACACACACACACAGUUGUCGAGGAGCUUGGCACACACACCUCUAGUCCUACAACAUUUCCUUUUCCUCUCCUUUUUUUUAUAGGAUUCAACAAUACAAAUCUAACCAUGCUGAAGUUUCUAUUUGGGGGUUAAAUAAACCUAUAGUGAUA